Molecule: messenger RNA, 354 nt
Organism: Hevea brasiliensis (rubber tree)
Lineage: Eukaryota; Viridiplantae; Streptophyta; Magnoliopsida; Malpighiales; Euphorbiaceae
Exons: 2
Coding region: 1-354 (117 amino acids)
Molecular function (GO): zinc ion binding; nucleic acid binding
Source: RefSeq, a predicted model, not a curated record
AUGACUAAACAAGAAUACACUUUGGCUGGUCUUCUGAACAUUCUUGUGAUUGCCCGAGGAAAUAUACCUGGUAGAAAGGGAAAUGAGGUGGCACUUGUUGCUUCUUCUUCUUCUGGUAAGACCAAGAAGAAGAAGAAAAACAACAAGAAGAAGCCAUCUUCUGCCCUUGGCCCUUCUAAUAGAGUGGGCAAAAAGAGCCAAACAGUGAAGAAGAAGGCAGAAGCAGCUCCUACUGAUAAGGGAAAGUGUUUCCACUGUCAAAAGGAAGGGCAUUGGAAGAGGAACUACCCAGAAUACCUAGAGUUGGUAAAGAAUAAGAAGGCAAGACCUUCUAAAGGAAUUAGUAAGUCCUAG